CGCGAUUGUCGCGUUAAUGAGCUCGGGACACGCUAGUCCUCUUUUCAUAGCAUUCGCCACGUGACGCAGCUCAAGGCCCCCGGCCCAACUCCCGAUUUGGAUUCCCCGACAUCUGGGCGCAAGAUCCCUCGAAGGUCAUUAAAACUCCAGCUAUUCACUCUGGGUGUAUUUAACGGACGCUUUUUUUUCCUUUUCACUGUUUUCCUCUUCAUUCAGAACUCCGAGAGCUCAUCUUUUUUUCAUACCUAUAGAGUUUUGUCUAUAUAGGUUAAAUUUGUUCCUGCUUCGUUAUUCAUUCGAUCCAGUUCACGGCACCAACGUUGACCACAUUUUUCAACUUCAUACCACUUUCCUAUCAUUAAUUUAACAAGUCGCAAAUAUGGGUGUUCCGAAGUUUUUCAGAUGGAUGUCCGAGCGAUACCCCGCAAUAUCGCAGUUGAUUGCAGAAAACCGCAUCCCUGAGUUCGAUUGCCUAUACCUCGAUAUGAAUGGCAUUAUCCACAACUGCACCCACAAGGAUUCGGACUCGCCAACCUUUCGCAUGACAGAAGAUAAGAUGUUCAUCGCUAUUUUUAACUAUAUAGAACAUCUAUACGGGAAGAUCAAGCCGAAAAAAUUGUUUUUCAUGGCUAUUGACGGAGUCGCACCGCGCGCGAAAAUGAACCAACAACGAGCGAGACGAUUCCGAACAGCGUUAGAUGCGGAAGUGGCCAAGGAAAAGGCUAUCAAACAGGGGAUUGAAAUGCCAAAGGAGGAGGCCUUUGAUAGCAACUGCAUAACACCGGGAACCGAAUUCAUGGCCAAGCUGACACAGCAGCUGAAGUAUUUCAUCAAUAAGAAGGUCUCGGAGGAUGUGGAAUGGCAGGGCGUGGAAAUCGUUCUGUCCGGGCAUGAGGUCCCUGGCGAAGGAGAGCAUAAGAUCAUGGAAUAUAUUCGGCAGUCGAAAGCACAACCAGGAUACCAUCCAGAUGUACGGCAUUGUCUAUACGGCUUGGAUGCGGAUUUGAUCAUGUUGGGUCUACUAAGUCACGAUCCUCAUUUCUGUUUACUCCGUGAAGAAGUAACGUUUGGGAGACAAAGUCAGAAAAAGUCCAAGGAGCUAGAACACCAGAAUUUCUAUCUUAUGCAUCUUUGUAUGGUAAGGGAAUACUUAGAGCUGGAGUUUCAGGAGUUGGAAGAGGCCGACGCUUUGCAAUUUCCUUUUGAUUUGGAACGAGUUAUCGACGAUUUCAUUCUUAUGGCGUUUUUCGUGGGAAAUGACUUCUUACCAAACCUGCCGAAUUUACACAUCAAUGAGGGGGCGCUGGCUUGGAUGUUCAAGAUUUACAAACAAGUUUUACCGAAACUGGGAGGAUACAUAAAUGAACAGGGAACAAUCAAUUUAGAGCGGCUAGGAGUUCUCUUAGAUUCGUUAUCCGAUGUCGAAUUCCGUUUCUUUGAAGCGGAAUAUUCGGAUGCCCGUUGGAUUAAAUCCAAAAUGAAAGGCCAAGAGCCGGAGAACUCAGAGUCACCAGCAAAUGCGAAGGAUUUUACGAUUUCACCCGCACAGAAGCACAUUUUCAACCGAAUCAAAAAAUAUGUCACACAUCGCCCGGUGAAUGAUGAAGGGCAACCAAUUCCUCUCGACCUCUCCUCUAGUUUACCAGCGAGGGAUCGCAAAUUCGUGGAGCAGUUAGCAGACGAUCUGCACCUUGCGUGGACUACCGUGUCCAACGAGCAUGGUGAUCGAUUUUUGCGGGUACAACUGCCGUCGAAGGAGACUCAAUCUAGCGGGAGCUCUGGCGACGAAGAUGAUGGUGACGAUGAAGAAGGUCAAAUUGCCCUUCUUCGCGUUAUGAAGAGAUACGAAAACGCCAAGGUGAAGGAAACGACGGCAGAGGAAGCUCAGCAAGCAGCUGAAAAAAAAUACGAGCUCAAGUUCCAGGAGUGGAAGAACGACUACUACAAGUCCAAAUUCGGGUGGGGCUUGGAUAAUCAUGAAGAAAUGCGAAAGUUGACCGAAAAUUAUGUGCAAGGCCUUCAGUGGGUUCUCUAUUAUUAUUAUCGCGGAGUUGCCUCCUGGCCUUGGUUCUAUCAAUAUCACUAUUCGCCGAUGAUUUCUGAUGUCAAAUUUGGCUUGAAAGCUGAUAUGAAUUUCGACCUUGGGCAACCUUUCCGCCCUUUCGAACAGUUAAUGGGUGUUCUACCGGACCGAAGCAAGCAAAUUGUCCCUGCGGCCUUCCAUGAAUUGAUGACUUCUCCAGAAUCCCCGAUCAUCGACUUUUAUCCUCGCGACUUCGAACUUGACAUGAAUGGUAAAAAGAUGGAGUGGGAAGCCGUUGUCAAGAUUCCGUUUAUUGAUGAAAAACGCCUGCUUGGCGCGAUGGCCACGAAGCAACACUUGCUGACCCCAGCAGAGAGAGCAAGAAAUGAAUUUGGUGUUACGUUGAAAUUCACUUAUUCCCCAGAUAUCGAAUACACAUAUCCCAGUUCACUUGUUGGCGUGUUUCCCGACAUCGCCAAGUGUCACUGCAUAGAAAAUGUGUUUGACCUCCCAACAAUGGAAGGUCUAGAACCUGUUGUUGGCCUUGUAGAAGGCGUUAAACUGGGUCACGAGGCAUUGGCAGGGUUCCCUAGCUUGAAAACAUUGCCACACAAUGGGCAGCUAGGCUUCCACGGAGUAUCCGUGUUUCAACAGGAGAGUCGUAACGAGAGCAUGGUGGUAACGCUCAGCGCGCCAGAAAACCGGUCCAGUGUUGAACUGGCGAAACAAAAACUUGGUCAGCGAGUGCACGUCGGGUACCCAUUCCUUCAGGAGGCCAAAGUGAGUCGCGUGUCUGACGAACUUUUCGAUUACAUGUAUGUCGAUGGAGAGCAGCAUGUUGUUUCUAUUCCGCAUGCUCCCUCCCAAAUAGAUCAGUGGAGACGCAAAACCCACCAAAUUGAGUCAUACUAUAGCAAAAGACUCGGCAUGGUUGUUGGCGAUAUCGAGUCCAUGGUCCACGUGCAGAUGCUGAAGGGAUUAAUGAAGACGGACGAAGGCGCCACGGUCAAGGAGUUCGCUGAUAUCCCUGGUAUUGAAACGGAUUACGCUCUGCAGCUUGUUGUUGACCAGGUUAUGUGCGAGGAUGAUCGGUUUAUCGAACGAGAAGCUUUACCUGUCGAGGAGGAAUUCCCGGAGGGAACAAGGGCCUUUUUCCUGGGUGAAUACAACUAUGGAGCGCCAGUGCAUAUUACUGGGCAUGAGGACGGAAAAUUGAGUGGGCUUGUUUCCGUCGUCAAAGGCAAGGAACCGGAAUUUGGUCGAGAUCUCACAAGAGCUGCCGAAAGGCUCUCUCCCUACAGCCCAUCGUUCGCGAUUGCCCGCAGUCUGAAUCUGAACCCCCUGACGCUGGCCAAAAUCACGUCUUCGUUCACGGUGGUCUUGGACAGCCAACGUAUCAACCUAGGACUCAAUCUGAAAUUUGAGGCGAGGAAGCAGAAAGUGCUUGGGUAUUCUCGACGCGGGCCCAGUGGAUGGGAAUUCAGUGAGAAAGCCAUCGGUCUUAUCCAGCAAUAUAUGAUCAAAUUCCCUGAAUUCAUCGCAGGCAUUCAACGAAAGCCACAAGGGGAUGGCUUCCAGGCUACAGAUUUCUACCCACCAGAAACAGCGGCUGCCAAAAUCAAGGAGAUUCAGGCAUGGCUCAAGUCUAUCGAGGCGAAGCAUUUCGAACGUGUACCGUUGGAAGCUGAACAGCUCGAUUCAGACCUUGUGAAAUCUAUUGAACAGGCCGCGGACGAACUCGUCCGUACUCGACCCGCACCUGAAGCCAAAAAGAUGAAAGGCGUCCCGCGUAAUGCAUUAUUAAAGCCAGCUGAUGCGGAGCAUCGACUAGGCAACCAGUCAUUUUCUCUUGGUGAUAGGGUGGUUUAUGCACAGGAAUCUGGCAAGGUCCCCAUCGCCACAAGAGGGACUAUCGUUGGGCUCACGCGCACAUCCAGAACACUUCUCCUGGACAUUGUGUUUGACGUCUCCUUUAUGAGCGGCACAACUCUGGGGGACAGAUGCUCCCCAUUCCGCGGUUCGACCGUUCCCGCAUCAUGCGUUCUAAACGUGACCAACAGACAACUUGUCGCAACGACCCGCGCGGCGGCUGAACAAGGCAGAUCACAACAACAGCGACAACAACAGCCACUAACCGUUCAGGGCUACGGAGCUCCACUCGGACCAGGCGGAAAGGGCCAGCUGGAACAUGCUCCCACCCCUCCGCCUCUACGAGGCAGUUUCCGUGGCGCUGUUACAGGUCAGUUAGGUGCGUCCAGGGGCAUUGGAACGUUCCGUGGCCGUGGUGGCCACGGCCAGUCGGAGCAAACAUUGCCGAUUCGCAACCACUAUCCAACCAGUGGCUCACCGCAACCGCCUAAAGACAUUCGCGGCCGGGGUGGUCGGGCUAAUUUUGGCAGUAAUCAGAAUGGAUAUAGCCCCCGUGGGCUACGUGGAGGGCCACGUGGAGGUAUUGGUGCGUCGCCUGCGACUCGCGCUGGCUAUGUUUCGGUUGAGAGGGUGGACCCGCAAGAAGAUGUUGUGCAGCACAACCCGAAUUUCAGACCUCGAUCUUACAAUAACGUUCCUCCGCCAUCGUCUUUGGAACGUGGGGGAAGUGGUCGUGGUAGAGGCGGUCGUGGUUUUGCACGCGGUGGUGGCAGGGGUGUUAGUCGUGGCCAGGGAACCACAUCUGCCUGAAGGACUGAAGUUCUUUUGAUAUGAAAGAAUUUAUAGACCUUGGUGUUGACGACCCUGGUUUCUUUUUUGUUUUUUCUUGUAUCACAUAAUAUUCUACGGAGUAUAGUAUGUGAGUGUGAUUGGCAGAAAAAGGAGGUACACAAUAUUUAAUACUUAAGUAUAUCUGAGUAUGGGCGUUGGGAUGGACAUAAAUAUGUGUAUCCGUGUAUCAUGAUGUGGUGUUCUAGGACAUUUUGGCCGUCUGUCAUGAACUUGUUUUGCACUUAUGAUAUGACGAUGAUGAUGACAAAGGGAUUUUCUUUUCUUCCUUAGCACCAGGUGUCAUACAAAGACCUCCAUUCCUAAGGCGAAGAGCCUGCAGUUACUAAUGUAUGUAAAUAAUGUACUUCAUUUUCAUCAUGGAUAAAAUUUACUCUGUACAUUGGCUCUUUAGGUAUUGAAAACAACCAAAAAUCUAUUCUCAACACACUUGAUCAAUUCAUACUUGUACCUGUAUAAUGCCUGGAAAUUGGAGAAGAAAAAAGAAGAAAAAGGGAAGGCAAUCGAUCGCAUGAAUCUUCGUGCUUUGGUAACUUCAUUGAACAUACGCGAGCCUUGGUUGUGAAAACACUAUCAGAUAAGCGGCACAAAAUGCAUAGUAUUUACUGUAUUAUGUAGAUGCUAAGAGGGGAAUUAGCGGAGACAAAUCAGACGGGAGAUAACAGCACACAGAAUCCACUUUUCCCAGCGGAUCAAUAAAUGAGUAUGAAAAUUUUGCGAUUCCGUCACUCCAAUUGAUCUAUUCAAAUCUCAACUGCCGCACUACAAAGAAGAAGAAUGAAACGCAACCACAUCUGUAGCUAAAAGAAAAAGAAAAAAAAAAAUCGAAAGCAGCUCCAGACCCCAGGCCACACAAAUCAUGAUCGGGACACAGCCCCUUUCGCCUUGCCGAUGUACGUCGUGAAGCGGGGGUGGGCCGGAGGUUGUGUAUCGCACGGCCACGUAUUUUGGAAUGCACAGAGCACAGAGUGUGUCAACCAGGCAAAAAAAGUCAACUUUCCAUUGUCAGCCAGUCCAU
Messenger RNA from Blastomyces gilchristii SLH14081, 5759 nucleotides. RefSeq names its product alkaline phosphatase D. Bases 380 to 4702 code for a protein of 1440 amino acids. The transcript has a single exon. Gene Ontology annotation, molecular function: RNA binding; 5'-3' RNA exonuclease activity. Gene Ontology annotation, biological process: rRNA catabolic process; nuclear-transcribed mRNA catabolic process. The record is from RefSeq and is a predicted model, not a curated record. NCBI's taxonomy places the organism in Eukaryota, Fungi, Ascomycota, Eurotiomycetes, Onygenales, Ajellomycetaceae. Gene Ontology annotation, cellular component: nucleus.